AUGGUACGCGCCGCGUCGCGCUGCCGACGACAGCACGUGUUCCAGGCUUUGCUCGCAUCGUUUGCGUACCUUGGCUUCUGGCAAAGCACAUCACUUUUCGUCACCCGCGGUUUCCGCGUGCAGCGGAAGGCAACGACAGAGGACGACGUGCCAAGCCGCGACUUCUCCGACCCAAUAGCGAAGGCCUUUUCCGCCGGGCCUCCCUUGCGCAUCACAGAUGGAGGCCUGCAGCCGGAUCUCUUCAGCACAGCCGAGGGUUCGCGAGUGAAGUGGGGCGUACUCAAGGAGGAUGUUGGUAUCAUCGACCGAAGCGAUACAGCAGAGAGGCAGGCGAAUUGA
Symbiodinium necroappetens is the source of this 339-nucleotide messenger RNA. Lineage: Eukaryota; Dinophyceae; Suessiales; Symbiodiniaceae. The record is from the annotation of a GenBank genome assembly.